Molecule: messenger RNA, 501 nt
Organism: Pocillopora damicornis (cauliflower coral)
Lineage: Eukaryota; Metazoa; Cnidaria; Anthozoa; Scleractinia; Pocilloporidae
Product: 2-oxo-4-hydroxy-4-carboxy-5-ureidoimidazoline decarboxylase
Biological process (GO): urate catabolic process
Cellular component (GO): peroxisome
Molecular function (GO): 2-oxo-4-hydroxy-4-carboxy-5-ureidoimidazoline decarboxylase activity
Source: RefSeq, a predicted model, not a curated record
AUGGAAAGGACACUGUUAAGAUAUCUCCAAGUUUCUCGAGCAGCAUAUGGCCCGGAAGCUGAGUAUUCAAGCCGUGAACGAGCUCGACUUUGCGCGGCUGCCGUUUGCACCAAGGCGCCGUUUUCAUCCUUUGAGAGUUUCGUCACUGAGAUCUGUCGGUUUAUUGACAGUCUGCCAGACAACGCAAAAGUGGGAAUCCUGCACAGUUAUCAGGAUCUAUUUGAUCGUUGGGAAUCUUUGUCAAGUGAUUCCGAGAGAGAGCAGACGGAGGCUGGUAUUAUAUCACUCGGCGCCGAGGAGAUAAAGCUUUUGAAAAGCUACACCAGACUCUACAAAGAGAAAUUCGGCUUUCCGUUGGUAAUUUGCGCUCUUUUACACAACAAAGUGACAAUUUUGGAACGAAUUAGAGAGCGUCUCAACAACGAUAGCUACCAGGAAUUAAACAUCGGGAUCAAAGAAGUGAAAGACAUAAUGGUUUUGAGAGUAAAGGACCUGACCUGA